Quercus lobata is the source of this 1819-nucleotide messenger RNA. RefSeq lists its product as uncharacterized. The transcript is spliced from 12 exons. NCBI's taxonomy places the organism in Eukaryota, Viridiplantae, Streptophyta, Magnoliopsida, Fagales, Fagaceae. Bases 260 to 1528 code for a protein of 422 amino acids. The record is from RefSeq and is a predicted model, not a curated record.
CCCAUGUCACCAAAGUUUGCCACAAAGCAAAGAAAUCAUGCUUUUGGCCUAAACAAACUGAAUUUAAUAUUCAUAUAUAUAGGCCAACCUCAUUUAACAGCUUUUGUUUUUGAUCUGUUUCACUACACCUUUUCCGCUUUCUCUUGUUUGUAAUGUGAAGUAUUUAUGCAUAGAUUCGGACAGAGUUAGUGGUAUACUAAUAUUCACCAACUUUCUGAUUAGGAGUCAAGGACUUGGAAGAAGCAAAAAUUGAGUAUAUAUGGGGUGCCUUGUAUCAACACCAAAUGACUCUGGUGGAAAAAACCCAAAAAAUGUUGGGGAGAUUAUGGUGUUUGUUCCUGGACUAAGGAUUCCUAAACCAGUUGACUUUGUGCUGCCACUUGAUGAUGGGUUAUCAAAGAAUUUGGUUGAACGUUUAUCUGCUCUGAGAACACGUAUUGUUGUCAUGGCAGGGCAAGAAGCACCUAGAUCUGCAAAAUCAAGAAGAACAGCCACACAACAUGGAGGUUCAACAUUAGCUGAUCUUCAGCAGGCUCUUGAAGAUUACCUGCCAGUGCUGUUGGGACUAGUUUACAAUGGUAACAAGCUACAGCAUAAGUUGCAAUUCAGUUGGGUAAAUCAGGAGGAUGAUGCAGAGGAAACAACCAUGUCUAAUUCUUGGUAUGAGGUACUUUCAGUUUUGCACUUGAUGGCCAUGCUAACAUUAUCACAGGCCAACUUCUUGCUCCUUUCUAAAGCAUCUACUGAUGGUUAUCAGUCUAAAGUAUCUGAAGAGUGCAGUCGAACGUCUAUUGAUUUGCUUUUGAAGGCAGCUGGAUAUUUAGAUUUUGCUGUCAAACAUGCUCUCCCUCAGUUCCCACCUGAAGAGAGGAAAGAUCUACCAUUAGACCUGGCAGAAGAAGUGCUAGAAGCCCUUUGCUUGCAAGCUCUAGGCCAGGUAGUUGACAUUCAACUUGGAAUGGCUAUUGAUAGUAUACAAGCCACAAUGGCAGUGAAACGGAGACUUGCAUGUGAGAUGGUAAAAUACUGGCAUCAGGCACAAGAAAACAUAGUAAACCUUCCACUGGCAAAUCGAUGGGGGGAAAAGCAUAAGCUUUUUGUUAAGUGGAAACAUAAUGAGGCCAAGGCUGCUGCAUACUAUUAUCAUGGUUUGAUCCUUGACGAGGGGAAAACAGAAAGAUUUCAUAUGAUGGCAGUAGCAGCUCUGCAAGCAGCAGAUCAGUUUCUCAAGGAGAGUAAGAAGGCCUGUGAAUCCUUCAAUAUCACACCUCCUUUAUCACGAAAUCCUCCUGUUUGGAGGACUAGCAGCAAGUACCUUUCCGAGAAGAUUGCAAAAGACAUUGCAAGUAAGGUGCAAAUGAAACGGGACACACUCAAUCAUGAAUCGAUUGAGCAGACAGCUCCAGCAUUGCCAGAUUUUGCUUUGUCCCUAAAACCUGAUGAAUAUAGUCUUCCUUCAGUGGACCCUUCGUGGAAUGACAUUUUACAGAGUGAAAAUUUGUUUCCAUCUAGGCUAGACGCAAUUUAAAUGUAGCUAGAGAACGUACCAAUCAUUCAUUGAAGGAGAAGGACACCAUCCGUAACUGAUAGAUUAGUCCAAGUUUAAUCAGUAUAUAUUUUCAAUGUUUAGUAAUCUUUUUCCCCCCUCUAUAAUCCAGAUUCCUCUUAAGAUAUGGCAAGAUUUGCUUCUUAACAUUUAUCAUCAUUUUUUACCGUGACUCUACUUCAUGUCAUAUGAGCAUAAUAAGCGAACUUGCUUUAUCUUGCAUAGAGUUUGAAAUGAACUCAGGAUUAACAAAAUAUAAUACAUUCGACAAUA